AAAGAAAAAACAUUCUUUAAAUUGAAAUGAUUCAUGACGUUAUUUUCAGGAAAACAAAUAGAAUUUCGAAAAUAAAUUGCGAUGAGCUGUAAUUUAGGAUUUAAUCCCUUUUAAAAAGAUUUUGUUUUUAAAAGGUAAGAAAUCGACAGAAGAAGCCACUGAGAAACACGUAGACUCUGGUGAUAAGCUUCUUCCAUUCGCUAGUGAUAAAAUCAAGAAACAUAAACAUAAACUAUGUAACCGAAGAAAAAUAAACGAAGACGAUCAUUACAUGCCAAUGGAAAAUUACAGGAGGGACAUUAUCAGCCAGCUGCCAGAUGAUCUGCUCUUAAGGAUACUGUCGUCACUUUCUCUUAAGGAAGUGAUGGCAACGAGUUUCUUGUCCCAACGGUGGCGGUCUUUAUGGAAGUUGGGGUCUAAACUCAAGAUUGGUAAUAAAGACUUCAGCGAGUUGCUUGUCAAAUGGGUUUCCAGAUCUUUGGCUAUUAGUAACCCUCAGAUUCUAAAGAGCUUGGAUAUAAAGCUUAUCCCAGGUGAACUUGAUAGAAAUAUAAACUCUUUGUAUAGGUUCUCCUCUUUGGUUAAAACCGCAGUUUCUUGCGGUUUGAGAGAGUUGAAAAUCGAGUUUCUUUACACAUCACUAGAACUGCCGAGUAUCUUCUAUGCAUGUGGGACCCUCGAAACCUUGAUACUCUGCAGGCUACAUUUCGCGGAUGUUCCGCCUAAUGGUUCCUUGUCGUCUCUCAAAACUCUUUGCCUUUUAUCCGUCAAGUUCUCACGCGACGAAUCUGUUCAGAAGCUUCUAAGCAUUUGUCCAGUUCUUGAAGAGUUGGUUGUAAGACGAUCCGGAUAUUCCAAUGUGGAGAUCUUCACUAUCAACGUGCCUAGUUUGAUGAGUUUAUCGAUUGAUUAUAUACGUGUGGGAUCUCAUCAACCCGCGGGUGUUCAUGGAUUUGUCAUAAAUGCUCCUUCCUUAAGGUACCUGAACAUUAGAGACCGUCACAGUAACUAUUUGCUGUUCACAAAUAUGCCGGAGCUGGUCAAGGCGAAUGUUGAGGCUGUUUGUGAUCAAUCCGAGAGUCUAAUAGGAUCUCUUGCCUCAGUCCGUCAUCUCUCUUUGUGUUCAAAAUCUUCAAACAUUCCAUACCAUGCAGGCACUUCCUUUGCCUUUCUUGAACAUCUAGAGCUGUGUACUUGUUCUUCGGAGUGUUGGAAUCUACUUUCCCGCAUAAUCACAGACCCCCUAACACUUCGAGUUCUCAAGCUUAAGUCGAUACAUCGCGCCCAUUAAUGGUUCUUGGAACAAGCAGACUUUUGUUCCUGAAUGUUUGUUAUCGCAUCUCAAGAAUUUGGAAUGUAAACAUUCAAAGGCUCAAAGCUAAACAAGUGGCCAAGUAUAUCUUAGCAAACGCUGGUCAUCUGAAAUUAUCUUGUCAACAUGUUUUCAAUCUUUUUUUAAUUGAAUGUAAAAUUGAUUCGAACAAGAAACUCAUUUCUAUAUUAAGUUCAACAUGUCACUGAA
Molecule: messenger RNA, 1522 nt
Organism: Brassica napus (rape)
Lineage: Eukaryota; Viridiplantae; Streptophyta; Magnoliopsida; Brassicales; Brassicaceae
Product: putative FBD-associated F-box protein At5g56560
Exons: 4
Coding region: 272-1291 (339 amino acids)
Molecular function (GO): protein binding
Source: RefSeq, a predicted model, not a curated record